UAGAGUUGGCUACACUUGUAACACGUAUAAAUAUUUCUGGUAACACAUACUCUACUAAAUAUCUGCCGGCGUAUAUUAUCAGAUUGAUAUUAUUAUGCUUGAACUUGUAUGGCAUUAUGGCUCCUGAUUCAAAAGAAGAACGGUAUUUCUAUUUUAAUACCUUAGCCAUUUUAUUAAAAGCAGUCCAAAAUGAACGUACGACAAUAGAUCUUCGAAAUGAAGCAUCAGUUUAUGGUAUUGUAGAACACACAGAUGCUUACAUGAAUAUUGUAAUGAGAGAUUGCAUCUUCACAGACCCUAGGGGAGACUCGUACAGUUACGACAUGUUCUUUGUGCAAGCAAGAAAUAUCCGUUUCGUUCAUAUUCCACCAAAAAUACGUAUUAUACCAGCUAUCAAGGAACAAUUGCAACAUUUGCUAAUGCAUAAGAGGGACCUAACACGUACUAAACGUACAUUUAAAUCAAAACAUACUGAACAAAAACAACGAGAAGGGCUAGCAGCAGUGGAGAAAAUUUUAGAAGAUAGAAAAAAGGCAGAGCAGAGAUUGAAUAAAAAUAAAACUAAUUAAUAAAUUGAUAAUGUUAUAUUUUUAUUAACAAUUAAAUUUUCCAUUUACGAAAAUAACUUCUAUAUAAACCUACAUUGCAUACUAUAGUGUACAAGUUCAGCAUAAAAAUGAUUGUUUUGUAUAAAUUGUAAAUACAGUUGCCAAUAACUGAUAUAUAAGUAAAUAUAGACAAAGUAAAUUUAUCUAAUUAUAUUAGUCAACACCUUAUUAUAAUGAUACAAAAUAAAUAGUAUUAUAGAAG
Molecule: messenger RNA, 810 nt
Organism: Bombus pascuorum
Lineage: Eukaryota; Metazoa; Arthropoda; Insecta; Hymenoptera; Apidae
Product: U7 snRNA-associated Sm-like protein LSm10
Exons: 3
Coding region: 117-569 (150 amino acids)
Biological process (GO): mRNA 3'-end processing by stem-loop binding and cleavage
Cellular component (GO): nuclear body; cytoplasmic U snRNP body
Molecular function (GO): U7 snRNA binding; histone pre-mRNA DCP binding
Source: RefSeq, a predicted model, not a curated record